GUGCGCGCACGCAUGCGGCCAAAGGGCUUGGCACACGUUACAUCGAUUUGAAGAGCCCGCCUUUGCCGAGCCAUCGCCAUCACUGCCCAAUUCUUGCUCGGUCUGCAGUUGUUCAAAGGCAGCGCCGCGGGGGGGCUGUUCUCGGCACGGGCGGAGGGAUGCCGUUCCAAAGGGCGCGCGGUUGGUGGCAGGCAUUGCAGCUCUGGUGCCACCAGGCUGGGCAUGACGUUGCUCUGGCCGUUUCGGCCGCUGCGAAGCGGCUGCCUGGCGCGACCAGGAUGUUGUGCGACGGUGCUGUCUGGCUCCCGGGGCACGGCCGCGGGCGCAGCCGCCCCGCCGCCCUCGGCGGCGGCCCGCCGCCGGCAGGAGGCGCCGCGGCCGCGCCCGCCCCCGCGCUCUACUCGCACGGCGACGUGGUGGUCAUCCAGGGUCUGCUCGGCGCCGCCGAGUUGCACCUGAACGGAAGGCUGGCGCAGGUGAUGAGGCCCGUCCGCCCAGCCGAUCCGCACGAGACCGGCACGUGGUGCGUCAGGCUGGAGCCCUGCGACCCGGAGGGCGCGUGGCUGCGGCUGCGCCCGGCGAGGCUGCGGGCGGCCCUCGCCGCGACACCCGCGCACGGCCCGUGCCAGGGCGCCGACGCCAUCGGGCGGCUGGCGCACAUGUCUCCGAUGCGGGACGUGCUGCGCGGGCUGGGCGCGGAGGCGCUCUGCGCCCUCAGGGCCUGCGGUCGGAGGUGCCUGCGGCUGGACCACGAGAUGGGCUCCGCCGCUUGGCGCACCGCGUGCGAGCGGCAAUGGGGCUCCAAGUCGUCGCGCUUCCACCUGACCGACGAGCGCAGCGCGGAGCUGGCGAGAGCCUUCCCUGGGGCGUCGUGGCGCCAGCUGUACCACAGCCACAUGUCCGCGGCCCGCGAGCCGUUCGGCCCGCGCCACCUCACGGAGUUGAGUUGGGGGUUCAACUUCACGCGCGAGGCCGGAGGUGUCGGCCUCAUGACGGCACAGAUCGUGAGGUUCGAAGACAAGUCUGAGUCGAUGGGUUGCAGCGUCUUGCACAUGAGGGGCUUCCAGCCGCUUCCGUGCCGGCUGCACGGUUCGGUCUUGCAGAUUGCGAAUUUCGCGCCGCACAUCAUCAGGCGCCUCCCCAGUUGGGAGUGGCAGAUCGCCAACUCGAACGUGAUCUUCCUGUCUGGGCCCCUGUUGCCCGUGGAGCUCAGCGUCGAUGAUACCAUCAGAAGUCUGCACUUGUUUCCUGAUUCCUGUCUGCUCGGCAUCCCCGAGGACGGGCCGUGACUGUGGACCGGCCACGGGCGUGGACACUGCACGGCUACCAGCCCUGGCGCAAUAUGUGUCUUGGUUGUGUUCGCCAUUCUCUUCGCCCACGGCGCGCGGGGAUCGGCGGAUUUUGUCGCACCUCGCAGUCCCGAGCCAAGCACGAGCGCGGCUUCUGCUUCCAUGUGUAUAGGGCCGCCGCGGUCAGGCUCGUAAUUUUUUAUAUCAAAAAAUUAGCGCAGCCGCUGCCUGAAGGGCUGCCCCCCCCCCCCCCGUCAGGAGUCCUCUUCUGCCGGCUGGCCCGUCCCAGCCGCAUGGUGGGUGGAGAGGCGGAGCCGAGCGGCCCAGAGCCCGUGGGCCGCAUGUUGCUGGCCGGUGCUCCACACACCUUGUGCGGCUCGGCUCUGCGCUUCUGCCCGACGGGCCCCGAGUUGCCUGCGCAACAACCCGCUAGUACAAUACAGUUGCGUGGCUGACGUUGAGCGCCCUCGACCUCCCUCCUCCGUCAUAACC
Prorocentrum cordatum is the source of this 1781-nucleotide messenger RNA. The record is from the annotation of a GenBank genome assembly. NCBI's taxonomy places the organism in Eukaryota, Dinophyceae, Prorocentrales, Prorocentraceae.